AACUGAAUUUUAUAUUUCUUAAAUGUAAAAUAAAUAAACUUCUUCGCAUUCAUUAACCUUUUUCGAUAGAUUUAAAUUGCACUUGCUUUAUUGUGUUAGGAACUUAAAAAAUCUAAAGAAUUUACGGUUACGGGAAGUUAAGGUUUCCAUUUUUCUGUUGUAUCGAAGCGCAACGUCAUAUGAUUGAUUGUCAGUUUGCUAAUUUUGGCGGCAAAUUCAUAAUUGUCAAAAAGUUUAUUGCUUAGUGUUGUUUUUUAUUUUAAAUAAAAAAUAAAACUAAUACUGUGUUUCAUAAUGUCCAUUCAAGUUGAAAACAAUUUGAAAGAUAGUGAUAAUUCAGAACAGUUACAACAAAAAACGCAUUACGUCCCUUGCAAGAUAGAAUCGGAUGGUAAUGCGAACGUAGAAAAAUACUUCGAACCUUACAUUACAGAAAAAGAAAAUGGAGAAUUAAAUGGAACCUUCCGAGGGCAUCAUCUCGAUGGUGUUAAAAUGAGGCUGCCUGAUGGAUACAGAGCUGUUCUCGUCACUGAAGCUAAGAAACCAUUGGCCGAGGAUGCUGAUAGAAGAUUUCAGAUUGCUGGUGGUUUUAAAGAGUUUGUUUAUUGGAAUUGGGAUAAGAAACCAUCAAAGAAUGAUAAUAUAGUUAAAGGCUUUGAAUGGAUGGACAUAGCUGAUGCGAUACAUGGUGAUUGAAAAUAUAAUAAGAUAUAAGAU
This is a messenger RNA of Papilio xuthus (Asian swallowtail), 717 nucleotides long. RefSeq lists its product as uncharacterized. Gene Ontology annotation, biological process: RNA catabolic process. The record is from RefSeq and is a predicted model, not a curated record. The transcript is spliced from 4 exons. NCBI's taxonomy places the organism in Eukaryota, Metazoa, Arthropoda, Insecta, Lepidoptera, Papilionidae. Gene Ontology annotation, cellular component: ribonuclease H2 complex. Bases 295 to 696 code for a protein of 133 amino acids.